Phyllotreta striolata is the source of this 2351-nucleotide messenger RNA. Lineage: Eukaryota; Metazoa; Arthropoda; Insecta; Coleoptera; Chrysomelidae. The record is from the annotation of a GenBank genome assembly.
UAGGUUACUUUUUGUUUAUUUUAUUAAAAAGUUUUUUAUUUCAGAUUUAAAAGUAUAAAAUGAUGUAAACAUAACUGUAAUGUAAAUAGUGAUAAAACUACAAAAAUGUUUAAAGGAACGAUACGGUUUUUUUCCGAAAAUGUGUAUCUGUUUAUGGGAAUCCUAAUAGGAUUGUAUUUUUCAAAUAUAUUUUCCUAUACUGAAGCUCCAUCAUCCUGUACCAUCAAGACACGCUCAAUAAGAAAUGAGACGGAGAUCCAAGAAAUAAUAAAUUCCUCUGUGAACAAAUUUGCUCCGAAACCUCUAAUAAAAAAACCCGUUUCAAAUCCGAACAAGCCAAAACUCAUAAGACCACGAUACUAUUCAACCGAAUUGGGAAUCAGAGAAAAACUCUUCGUGGGAAUAUUCACAUCCGAAGAGAAGAUAAACAGCCAAGCUAUUCAUAUUAACAAAACCAUCGGUCAUAUCGUGGACAAAAUCAAGUUCUUCAUUACAGCACAGUACAAACUCAAAACUCAGUACAAUCUUACCGGUCUAGUUGGAUUCACCGACUCUAGACACAAAUACAGGCCGUUCCAAGUCAUCAAGUUUGUUGCGGAUACGUUCAGCCAAGGUUACGAUUACUAUUUUUUCGCAAACGAUUACACUUUUAUUAAUGCUCAUCGGCUAAACGAGAUAAUUAAAAAAAUAAGUGUGAGUAUGGACGUCUAUUUAGGCAAACGCGUGAAAGAUGGCAGCUAUUGCAACUUAGAUUCUGGAAUAUUAAUUAGUGCAUCUGUAUUGAAAGCUAUGAGAAACCAUUUAGAUUGGUGUAUUAUGAACGCUGUAUCUGAGGAUCCCAGUGAAAAUAUCGGGAGAUGUGCCUAUCACAGUUUUGCGAUAUCCUGCCAAGAAUCAGUCCAAAUGGAAAGUCUACCUUCGUUCAAAAUUAAGCAUUUCGAGCUAUUGCCUCACUUGAAAGAAAUGACUAUGAAAAAGGAAUUCAACGAAGCAGUUACCGUCUAUCCAGUAUUAAAAAAGGACGAUUUUUACACGUUGAACGCUUAUUUUUUAAAGCAACGAUUGGCAAUGCUACAGGAAGAAACACAAGACAUUUCUACACUCCUUACAGGGGAGGAAUGGCCGCCUGGUCAAAGGCAGGGAGCGAAACCUGCCACUAGAUUCGAUUUACCUAGGCAAUACUAUUUUAACGCAACUCACAUUUUCUUUCCUGAUGAUUUUUCCACUUUAAAACAACUGAAUAAAGCGGAACUGAAGGAGCACGAGGAAAUCAUAGAAGAAAUAAAACUGAAAACAUUAAAUGGAAACGGCAAGAAUUUAAAAUACAUGGAAUUGGUGAAUGGAUACAAACUAUUUGAUUUAAGCAGAGGAAUGGAUUAUACAUUAGACGUUAAAUUUGAAGAUCUAAACAGCGGAAAACAAUUAAUAAAAAGGUUCGAGGUCUGCAAACCUUUAGGGAACAUAGAGAUCAUACAAGUGCCUUACGUAACUGAAAACACCAGAGUGAACAUUCUAUUUCCCGUUCAGGAAACAGAAGUACCUUUAGCAACAGAAUUUCUAACUAACUACGCUUCGUUAAUCAUGGACAGGAAAGAAAAGACCUUCCUCCUGGUUAUUUUACUCUAUCAAUACAACAGCGAAAGCAAAGGUUCUAAAGAUCCUUUCGCUGAAUUGAAAAGUUUCUCUACUGCUGCCGCCAAUAAAUACAAAAAUGACGAUGUUAAAAUCGCUUGGUUGUCAAUAAGAUUACCGGACUUGCCCAAGCCGCUGUAUUUAGAGGAUAAUAGAGCCUUGAAUUUCGCUAUAGUUGAUUUGGCUCUGAAGAAAAUUGGUUUGGAUAGUUUAACUUUGAUAUUGGAUGUAUAUUGCAACAUAUCGGUGGAAUUUUUAAAUAGGGUCAGAAUGAAUACCAUACAAGAUUUCCAAAUAUUUAACCCGAUUCCCUUUCGCCAGUACAAUCCGAAAGUAACCCAAAUGAAUACCCUCGAUAUCAACAAAUUCAACGGGCAUUUCGAUAGGGAGGAAUAUAAAUAUAUUUCCUUUUACGGAAAAGACUACGUUAUUGCAAGAAAAAAACACCAACACAUUCUGCCAUUGAUAAGAGUGGACAAUGAUAUUUCUAACAUUCUCGACGAAGACCACAAAACAAUAGGUAACAUCUUCGAAAUGUUCAUUAAAUAUUACGACAAGUUGCAUUGCAUGAGAGCCACCGAAAUGGGCUUGAAAAUUCGAUAUCACGACGAAACCGACUGGCGAAGGAAGAAUGCCUUUUUGGGCAGUGAAGCCGAAUUGGCGAAGCUCAUGUUAACGAAGAAAGAGAUUUAUGAAGCGUCUUGAGUAAUGUUUUCUUG